This is a messenger RNA of Ictalurus furcatus (blue catfish), 2098 nucleotides long. RefSeq lists its product as uncharacterized. Gene Ontology annotation, biological process: response to bacterium. The record is from RefSeq and is a predicted model, not a curated record. The coding region runs from base 855 to 1586 and encodes 243 amino acids. Lineage: Eukaryota; Metazoa; Chordata; Actinopteri; Siluriformes; Ictaluridae. The transcript has 5 exons.
CUUUGAAUUAGCCAACGUGCCAUUUUACGUUGCACUCCAGGGACUCACAAUUUGCACUCUCACGGAUCAUGUCCAUCACUAAUAUGAGCAGGCAAGAGGCAGACCCACUGUAAACUCAGCUCUAUCUACUGUGCAUGCUUUGGCUCAAUAGUGAUUCCCAUUUAGACCAAAAAGGCUUCAAAAAUGCACAAUGGAAGUGAAGAGCACCAGUCAUAUAUACAGUUAUUGAAAGAGACGAGCAGCAGCAGUCUUUCCAUGAAGCCUCUGGUGGUUACUGUAAAAACCCCAUAUACAGGUUUCUGCAGUGGAAUUAUUCUAAAACUUGGUUGGAUCUUCUGACAUGUAAUGUAAUGACAUAAAUAAAUAAUUAACUAUAGUAUCUGAUUUUAUUUCACAUAGUUUUUCAAUCAUUACAAAUGCUGACACUCAUUUCACUCCAUAUCUGAGAUUAUUAGCCCAACAUUUCUCUGCAUCAGGUGUGUGCUGCAGAGGUGUGAAGUUAAUUGGUUGCAUAUAUAACUGCUGUGAUUGGUUGGAGUAAUGUGGAUGUUAGGGAAUUAUCUCAAUUUCUGGACUGAAGUGCAGUGCAUGAGUCUAUGAAUAAAUGCAGGCCGUUUCACAAAUACCGUGUGAUGCACAAAUGAAUGUGCAUCUAGGUGGCUGGGUCUGUAUGAUUUCUGAGAAUUAAAAUGGGACUAGUGAUGUCAGCAGCUUAUUGGACACUUUGAGAAAAACAGGAUGUAGAGGCUUGUGUCUAAAGCGGCUAACAGGAACUUAAGACACACAGUAGGAACAGAAAAGUUUUACUAAGUAAUUUUUUUUAAUCACCACUUGUUUAUAGACCACGAUCAGAAAUGGCCAAACUCCUGAGCCUGUUUACAUUACAUCUACUGUUUGGUUUCUUUUGUCACAGUCUCUUUGAGAUCGCUUCAACUGAUCAUUUAUCUGUCCAUCCUGGAGAGAACAUCACCCUGCUCUGUAACAUCACUAAUUAUUCAGAGAUAUCGUGGUAUCAACUGAGAUCUGAGGAGGUGAAGCUGCUGAUAUCUGCUAAACAAGGGAACCUGGACAAAAGCUAUAUCCUCUCUUAUAAUGUGAACGAGAGUCACUUUGAUAUAACAGAAAGCAGCAGUUCAGUCAGUUUAGUGAUUAUUGGAGUUAGAGAGACAGAUCUGGGAUUUUAUUUCUGUGGAGGUCAAAACAGAAUGACACACAUUCAGUUUGGGAAACCCAUCAGACUGAACUUUACAGAUAACCAUGAGACUACUCAUGAGAAUAACUUGCCUAAGCCUCCAGAUACCCGGCAGUCUACAGAAGUGGAGCUCUGGAUUUCAAUGACUGUGUGUCUGGUUUCUGUCCUAAUGAACCUCAUCUUCAUGUGUGUGUUCUGCUGCAGGCUCAAAGGAAAGUCAGUAUCUUCAUGCAACUGUUGCAGAAACACCACAGAUGCCAAAAAGGAAGAAAAAAUUCAUUAUGCCAGCAUCCAGUACAAAAGAAGGUCCAGAGCAGCUGCUAAGAAAAACGCAGGAUCAGAUUCGGACAGUGUGACCUACGCAACAGUCGCCUCACAGCCACGGAGACACUGACCAGCACAAGGUGUCACAAAUUUAAUAUUACAUCAUAAAACCUGUCUCUCUUCUUAAUUUGUUUUGAAUAGGGAAUGGUGUUAAUGUAUUUCUGUGGACACAAAAUGAGCUAUUUUUAAAUAAAUACUUAGUAUAUUUGGAAUGAAUGUAUUAAUGUUACAAGAAUCAUCUAGAUAUUUAGAUAAAUAAAUACAAUUAUUUUUAAUGUUUGGGCAAAGUAGACAGCUCAUAAGGCCUAUGUAAGCCCUACCUCCUUCACUGAUAAAAAUUUCCAUAUGACCAAGAUGAAAAGUUGAGAUACUGGUGGAAAUAAAAUGGCAGUGAGAAACAAGUUGAUACGUACUACAAUGCUGCAUAAGAAACUGCUCUGUCUAUGUUAAAAGUAGGUAAACAUAACUGUUACAAACCUUUACUCCAACAUUAAAUUAAUAAUCUAUGUAAUGCCCAACCUGAGCGCUUGAUGUUAAUGUAUAUUAACAUGAAAAUGCACAAAUAAACUGAAGUGAGUUGAA